AUGGCAGAAUUCUGUCUACGCUUCCUCAAUGCAGUAGCAAUCUCACUAGAAAGUGAAAGAGAUACAGCUGUUGAUGUCUACUUCACUGUAACCGAUUGCAACUUCCAGGCAAGAACCAGGAUCGACACAGACCUUCUCAUUGCCACUUUAGCCGCCCAGAAAAGAAUACCAAAUCAGGCAGAGGAAGCUGAGGAAUGCACAAUAUGCCUACAACCAUUCAAGGGAUUCCCAAAACAAAAUCAGAACGAGGUACGAAUCAAUCUACAGGAAAAUGAUGAACAAGGAAUAGGCCAAAUAUCUAUAUGUAAAAAGUACUCAGAUUUCACAGACUUGAAUAUUGGACCUUCCAACCUCACACUCAUCGUUCGGGGCACAUUAAUCGAGAGCAACAUGCAUUCCUCAAUAGCGGAGCAGCACAAAAAGGUUAUGGAAGGCCAAAUAUAUGAGGUUUCACAAUUUCAAGUUCGUCAGAAUAAUCGGAGGUAUAAACUCACCCCUCACAAAUACAUCAUUCAAGUGACAAGAGAAACUACAAUUGUCGUGGUGGACAAGAAAAUACCUCAGAUACCUAUCAACAAUUUCUGGAUCAAAAAAUAUAAAGAGCUGCUACUGUUAACAGGCACAAAAUCAGAGUUACCAGAUGUGAUUGGCAAGAUCCGUAUUAUACAAGGAACAGAUCUUAGAAAUUCCCAGUACAACACCAAAAUUUUGGUAGGCUUACAGCUUAGCAGGAACACCAUUGUGCGGCUUAUUAUAUGGGACGACCAAGCAUCCAAAUUCCGUGAGACGUUGUGCAUCAAAGACCGUAUGGAUGAGAAGAACAACCCGUUCAUAGACAUGGAGAAGGCAUUAGAAGACGACAAGAGGAUCAGGUACCACAGAGAUUACCUCUCCAACUUAACAUCUGCGAUAAGGGACGAUGGUUGCGAUGUGAGAGAGUACUUCAUGUGGUCGUUGCUAGACAAUUGGGAGUGGAACUCGGGAUACACGGUCCGGUUCCGGGUCUACUACGUCGACUACAAGAGUAGAGAGAUUUCAAAAGAAAUGAAAGGAUCAGAGUAG
Molecule: messenger RNA, 1062 nt
Organism: Thlaspi arvense
Lineage: Eukaryota; Viridiplantae; Streptophyta; Magnoliopsida; Brassicales; Brassicaceae
Source: the annotation of a GenBank genome assembly